ACCUCACGGAAACACUUGCUUAAUAUCAAGUUUAGCAUCACACGCAGUCUAUCUCUCUCUCUCUCACUCGUCAUUACUCUUUUGUUAGCUUCUGUAGAAGAUAGAGGAACUGGAGCACUUAGAGGCAAACAAGCACAAUGGAUGUGAUCUCUAAAGAGGGUCCGCUCUUUUUGCAGGGCGUCAAGUUUGGGAAGAAGAUAUGGCGGAAAUCCUGGCUGAUUUUGUUCGAGCCCAGCUCUUCAGGGAUCGGCCGUAUGGAGCUCUAUGACAUGCGUGAUAGAGGGGGGCUGAUGGGGUCCGCCGCUGCAAGGCCUUCAGGGCUCAGAAAGACAGACAAACGGGUGAUCCGCCUGACAGACUGUCUGAGCAUCACUCCAGCCCCAGGAGAAAGCUGCCCCAAAGAUUGCUCCGCCUUCUUUUUAAACACCACCUCAUGCACCUACACCAUCGCUGCCCCCUCCCAGGAGAACUGGAUGACUAUUCUGUGCCAGCUAGCAUUUCAGAAGACCCAGACAACCGAAGAUACCAAGAAAGAUAAAUACACAACACCGGCUGACAAUGAACUGUACUCCACCUGGGGAGCAGGUCAGUUCCAGGUGACAGUGCAGAGCACAGAUGCGUCUCAAAGGUGCAGGAUGUCUGGGUCUUACCUGCUGUCUUCUGAGAAAGAGGCUAUUUGUCUGCUGGAUCUUAAGACCGGGCAGGCCAUCUACCAUUGGCCCUACAGGCUCCUCAGGAGGUUUGGCCAAGUCAAGGGGGGAAUUAUGAUAGAGGCAGGUCGUCGCUGUCACACUGGGGAGGGCCAGUUCAUUUUCUUAUCAAAACAGGGGUCACAAAUAAAGAGGGCCAUUGAGGAGGCAAUCAUGCACCAGAGUGUCCAAGAACUUCUGGCACAAGCCACCGCUCUUCCACAAGAGUUCGCGUCCCAGCCUCCCUCGCCUAAAAGCAAACCGCAGGACAAGCCUAAGGGGAAAAAUCUCCCUCCAAACAGCGGGAAUCAAGAUCGACCGCUCCCACCAUUACAAUUCAAACAGCAUAUACACAAAUCCACUGACGAGGCACUCAUGUACAAUAGUCUCCAAGAGCUGCUGCCACCAUCCACACCCCUUCCACAAGCCAUUCCUCCCCCACCACCUUUACCGAAAUUCAAACCACAGGGCAGGGACAAAACUACGGUCAAUAUGAAAGUUCAGGAUAACAAGAAUCAAGAAAGACCUUGCCCACCUGCACUGAAAAAACCUGGGCAGCCGAUACACAAGCUCAUUAAAGGUGUUCUCGCAUACCAGAAUGUCCAAAAGGCAUCAUCCACUCCUUCACAACAAAACCCUCCACCACCGCCACCCUCGCCUAAAGCCAAACCACAGUACAGGCCUAAUAUUAAAAAGCAACCUCCGGUCAUUACAAGCCAAGAUAAACCCUGUCCAGUACCACGCAGAAACAUCUCCUUACCAGAUCCACCACCUUGCGUCAAAAGCCCUCCAAGGAGCCCGGAUGAUGUUUUAUAUUCAGUGAUAUUUCCACAACCAAAGCCAAGAUCAAAAAUGAAUCUCCCAAAAAUUCCAACGCCUCCCAGUCUACCACCAAGCAUGGAUACAGAAGUAACCAUGGAUAAAGAGAAGGAGUGGAAAUCACCACAAGAACCUUCUGAGGACAACAAUGAAGAGGCUCACUACACCAACUGGUCCGUGAAGACCACUGCCGAGCAGGAUCAACCCAAUAUUGAGGACAUAUAUAGCACAGUGAAUUUCGCAGCUAAACGUAAGAACAGACAGACUGAGGGCAGUGAUGAUCAAGAGCAGCCUAACAGUGAGCAACACGCUCCUGUUAUCACUUCCAGUGAAAUCCCUGUCAACUUCAAACAGACCCUUUCUAACAUGCUAUUUAAAGACCCGUCCAAAAUGCCACCCCCAUUUCUGCCCCGGUCACGUGGGGGAAGUUCUGAUCAGUUAGACCGAAUAGAUGAGCAGAUGACUGAUUGAGGUUUCUAUUGUCUGCAGUUGAGGUCAGUGUCACUGCUUGCCUGAUUAAUGUGUGUGAUAUCUGUUUUCAGUGUAACAUAACAGAUACGUUUAAAGGAGCCAUAUGAUGCUUUUUUAAAGAUCAUUAUUUUGUGUAUUUGGUGUAACAGAAUAUGUUGAAACGUUUUAAUGUUCAAAAAACACAAUAUUUUUCAAAUACUAUACAUUAUUGUAGGUCCUCUAUGCCCCGCCUCUCUUAAGCACGUAGUUUUCUACAAAGUCCCUCCUUCUAACAAGAGCCGUCUGCUCUGAUUGGCCAACUGACCCGGUGUAUUGUGAUUGGCUGAACACUGCAAGCACUUGUCGGAAAUGUGACGCCCCUUUGUCAUAGCAAAGUCAGAAUUACCUCCUCUCCCAGGAUCAUGAAACGGUCGUCCAUAAAAUGCAUUGCUGUUCUGUUGUAAGUAAUCUUAAAGAUUCCUAAAUGCAUCUACUUUCAGAAGGACAAAUAAAGUGCUUUUGCUUUUGCCUAGAAACACACAGCAUCUCCCUGACAUGCUUCAACACUAACUGCGUUUACUGAAACCGUGACAUCUUUCUUUGCGUGAACAUUUGGGUGGCAUUACGCAACUAUUUCCACAUAGUGAGGUAGACGUGGGGGCGUGUUUAAACGAGGCGUUUUAUGGGGGUGUGUCAGAUUCUUAACUUUGAUAAAGAAUAUCUCUUUGGAUUUGAGACUCUUUAAAGUCUUUGCAACUUUACAGAUCUUCUUUAAGCACCAAGAGCUUAUAACACUCCAAAGAGAAAGGAAAAAUUUAAAUUGCAUCAUAUGACCCCUUUAACAUGAAUAAUAGUUUAACAUAAGUUUUAACAUAAGUUUUUUAAUAACAAUUCACAGAAUAUGUACUGAGAUGAUUAAAUAUAAGGAAAAUGUAUGCUUUGAAUGUUUAUGUAAAUGAUCUUUAUUGAACGUGUCUUUGUAAGAUAUAUUGUAAAACUGUGUAUAUUUAACAAAUAUAACACAAGUCAUUUAACGUUUGGUUGUGAUUUGGUAUUUGGCAUGACAGCACUGUUUCGUUGAUUGUCUUUUAACAAAUCCUUAAAUGAAUAGUUCAUCCCAAAGGUGCUAGUUCCCAUUGACUUUCAUAAUAUAUUUUUUUUCCAUACAGGGGAUCAGCCACUGUAUGGUUUUCCACAGGGAUGUGCAGAGAGUUCCUAUAUAUAUAUAUAUAUAUAUAUAGGUCAAAAGUUUGCAUACAUUAGGCUAAUAUUUUCUAUUUUUGCAAGAAGUCACUUAUGGUCUUCAAGCCUGCAUUAAUUGGAUCAAAAUUUACUUUAAAAUAAAUUUUAUGCAAUGCGGAUUUAUUAUCCAUGUUGGAAACCUUUGAUACUUCUUCAGGAUUCUUUGAUGAAUAAAGGUUUAAAAAAGAACAGCACUUAUUUAAAAAUAUAACUUUUGUAACAAUAUACACUACUGUUCAAAAGCUUGAGGACUGUUUUUAUUAUUAUUAUUAUUAUUAUUAUUAUUAAUAUUUAAUAAGUGUGUUUUUAAUCAACCAAGGGUCUGUUAAAUUGCUAGAAACAGUGGUAGUAAAGAGUGAUAUAGUGACAUCUCUAUUUGGAAUUUAUGCUUUUCUUUUUAACUUUCAUUUAUCAAUGAACCCCCCAAGAGUAUCACAUGUUACAAAAAUAAAUAAAUAAAGCAGAACAAAUGUUUCCAAUACUGACAAUAAAAUCAGCAUAUAAGAAUGAUUUCUUAAGGAUCAUGUAACACUGAAGACUUCAGCAAUGAUGCUAAGAAUUCAGGAUUUCGUCACAGAAAUAAAUGAGAUUUUAAAGUAUAUUAAAAUAGAAACCAUUAUUUUAAAUUGCAAUAAUAUUUCACAGUAUUCGUUUUUUUAUGUAUUUUUGAUCAAAUAAAUGUAGGCUUGAUGAGCAUAAGACACUUUUGUAAUGCUGCAUAAUUAUAAAAAUGUUAAUAUAAUAAAGUCCUUUCACGUCACCAUUGCAGUAAUUUCAACCGCUACACUUCACAUAAAAAUUGGUGGCUCUUGGGUUUCAUCAACUAUGAUAGUUUUAUGUAGCCUACCAUACAUAAAUAUAAGUGAAUUUAAUACUGAUUCACAAUAUUACGACUUUUGGCGCUGCACGGUUUUGUGAAGUGCUUUAGUAGACAUUUAGCACAGACUGUGGAGUCAGUCAAGCAAAACUUUUGAGUUACUGAUUGUGUUUUUUUUUUACAUAUUGUCAUGUUAAUUAUAAUUAAAAUAUAUUUUGUUUUAUUAACAACUAUUUGUCUGAGAGGGGUACUUUUCAUUUAUUUUUUUUA
Molecule: messenger RNA, 4287 nt
Organism: Carassius gibelio (silver crucian carp)
Lineage: Eukaryota; Metazoa; Chordata; Actinopteri; Cypriniformes; Cyprinidae
Product: docking protein 3-like
Exons: 5
Coding region: 138-1979 (613 amino acids)
Biological process (GO): cell surface receptor protein tyrosine kinase signaling pathway; positive regulation of MAPK cascade
Cellular component (GO): cytoplasm
Source: RefSeq, a predicted model, not a curated record